CCGUCUGUUCGUCAGGGCUCUGAAUUUAACCCCCAUGCCCAUUGCCUUCUUCAGGUAAAACCCUAACUCUGCAAUUGAAUCAAAAUCUCUCUCUCCCUAUUUCUCCGAUCUGUACGGAAGGAAACCGUUGAAAAUCAUCUGCAUCGCGGCCCACUGGGUUUUGUUGCGAAGGUGGCCGAAUUCAGUUUGAUUUGAUCGGAAUUUUGUUCGAAGCGGUUUCUUUUUUCGAGUGAUAUAAUAACGAUGAAGAACGUUGAGCGUGUUGCCAAUGUCGCUUUAGCAGGUUUAACGUUAGCUCCACUUGUUGUGAACGUAGAUCCAAACCUAAAUGUAAUCUUAACUGCAUGUCUCACAGUUUUUGUGGGUUGCUACCGGUCUGUGAAGCCAACUCCACCUUCAGAGACGAUGUCUAAUGAACAUGCCAUGCGUUUCCCGUUUGUGGGCAGUGCAAUGCUGUUAUCACUAUUUUUACUUUUUAAGUUCUUAUCCAAAGACUUGGUUAAUGCUGUAUUGACGUGCUAUUUCUUUGUGCUUGGGAUCAUCGCUCUCUCGGCAACACUGUUACCUGCUAUUGCACGUUAUUUGCCGCAGAGUUGGAAUAAGGACCCUAUCAUAUGGCAUUUUCCAUAUUUCCGGUCUUUGGAGAUUGAGUUCACAAGAUCUCAGAUUGUUGCUGCAAUCCCUGGAACCUUUUUCUGUGCAUGGUAUGCAUCAAAGAAGCAUUGGCUGGCUAACAACAUAUUGGGGCUUGCCUUUUGUAUCCAGGGAAUUGAAAUGCUUUCUCUUGGGUCUUUUAAGACUGGUGCUAUCCUUUUGGCUGGACUUUUUGUGUAUGAUAUUUUCUGGGUUUUCUUCACUCCAGUUAUGGUCAGCGUUGCAAAAUCUUUUGAUGCUCCUAUAAAGCUGUUGUUCCCCACAGCAGAUGCUACACGUCCAUUUUCUAUGCUUGGACUUGGUGAUAUUGUAAUCCCUGGUAUUUUUGUUGCUCUGGCUUUGCGGUUUGAUGUAUCUAGGGGGAAACAGGGCCAGUACUUUAAGAGUGCAUUUUUGGGAUACACAGUUGGUUUGGUCCUGACAAUUGUUGUAAUGAACUGGUUUCAGGCAGCACAGCCUGCACUGUUGUAUAUUGUACCAACUGUUAUUGGGUUUCUGGCUGCUCACUGCAUAUGGAAUGGUGAUGUCAAACCACUAUUGGAAUUUGACGAGUCAAAGACUGUGGAAACAUCUGAAGAAGGUAGUGAGACUAAAUCUAACAAGAAGGUGGAGUAAGUUGAAAUUAGGAGAAGCCGCCAGAGACACCAGUGCUUUCCAACUCAAAAAAGAAACACUGUUUUUCUCUUGGAGGCACCAAACACCGUUGUAUCAGAUUUUUUUGAAUCGAGGAAGAAAUAAUAUUUUCAGUUCCUUAUAAGAUACAACAAUACAACCAUGUUAGGUUAAUACAGAAAUUUUUGCUAUUUUCUUUUCUAUCUAAUUUUCAUAGAAAUUCUCGGUCA
Messenger RNA from Prunus dulcis (almond), 1496 nucleotides. RefSeq names its product signal peptide peptidase. The coding region runs from base 244 to 1269 and encodes 341 amino acids. Lineage: Eukaryota; Viridiplantae; Streptophyta; Magnoliopsida; Rosales; Rosaceae. Gene Ontology annotation, biological process: membrane protein proteolysis. Gene Ontology annotation, cellular component: cytoplasmic side of endoplasmic reticulum membrane; membrane; lumenal side of endoplasmic reticulum membrane. The record is from RefSeq and is a predicted model, not a curated record. Gene Ontology annotation, molecular function: aspartic endopeptidase activity, intramembrane cleaving. The transcript has 12 exons.